GCUUCUUGUUUCCCGAUACACUAGAUCCUCCGUCACCAUGUCCCCCAACGUCUCAUACUUCAACCACAACAGCAGGGAUGCACCAAGAGGCCCUGUGAAGAACAUCUGCUGCAUCGGUGCUGGCUACGUCGGUGGACCAACCUGUGCGGUUUUGGCGUGGAAAUGCCCUGACAUCAAGGUCACCAUCACCGAUAUUUCCGAAGAACGCAUUGCAGCUUGGAACAGCGAGGAGCUCCCCAUCUUCGAACCUGGCCUAGAUGCCGUCGUCAAGGAGGCUCGCGGUCGCAACUUGUUCUUCUCUACGGAUGUCGACGGAUCGAUUGCGGCAGCCGACCUGAUCUUCGUAUCCGUCAACACUCCCACGAAGGAAGCCGGUAUCGGUGCAGGUCUCGCCGCCGAUCUGUGCUACGUGGAGGCUGCAACUCGACGCAUUGCGACCGUAAGCAAGAAGGGCGCGAUCAUCGUCGAGAAGUCGACAGUACCCUGCAGGACAGCCGAAAGCAUGCGCAAGAUCCUCGAGGCGGUCAGCCCCUCUACCGACGCAUCGUUUGAGAUCCUUUCCAACCCGGAAUUUCUGGCGGAAGGCACCGCCAUUGAGGACCUCCUCGAUCCCGCCCGAGUCUUGAUCGGAGCUAUGCCUACCCCUGGAGGCCAGCUUGCCCAACAACGCUUGGCAGAAGUAUAUGCCCGUUGGGUCAGGCCAGAGGCCAUCAUCACCAUGGGUCUCUGGUCGAGCGAGCUGAGCAAACUGGCAGCCAACGCGCUGCUUGCUCAGCGGGUAUCCUCAAUCAACGCCAUAGCCGCCAUCUGCGAAAAGACCGAGGCCAAUGUGCACGAGGUUUCGUCAGCUUGCAGAUUGGACCUGAGAAUUGGUAGCAAGUUUCUCGAAGCAGGCGUCGGCUUUGGAGGCAGCUGCUUCCAGAAGGACCUGCAGAAUCUCAUCUACCUCUCUCUCAGUCUCGGUCUGCCCGAGGUAGCUGAAUAUUGGAAGCAAGUGCUUGUCAUGAACGCAUGGACGAAGCGACGUUUCUCGAAGGACAUCGUCCAGAAGAUGUUCUCGACGAUCACAUCCAAGCACAUUGCCGUCCUCGGGUUCGCAUUCAAGGCCGACACUGGUGAUACACGAGAGGCUCCCGCCAUCGAUGUUUGCAGGGACCUUCUUGAGGACGGUGCCGUGGUCCACAUUUACGACCCGAAAGUAUCGGAAGCCUCCAUCGAUCGAGCGCUCAUGGCCAAAGGAGCAUGCUCUCAUACGGCGACUAAGGGCAAGGGUUACAUUGUUGAGCCGUCCAUGCAGCAGGCUUGUGCCGGUGCAUCUGCACUCGUAUUCAUGACCAAUUGGACAGAAUUCAGCUCCAAACAAGUGGACUGGAAGGCAAUCUACCAGAGCAUGUCCAAGCCAGCCUUCAUCUUUGACGGCCGUAAUGUCGUCAAGGACGUGGAGGCGCUCAAGAAGAUUGGGUUCUCCGUCUACAAGUCUGGGGUGGGCUACUGAAUCGUCGCUCCGUUCGUGUAAGUCUACUCAGCCCUCGGUACGAUCCGUGCUGGUGGACCCCUUCGCGCUUGUGUUCUACUUCCGUUGUCAUCGUGCUUUCGUUUCCGAAUAUAUACCACAUGCUAUAGACAUUUUUCAAACUCGCACGCCGUUGUCG
Molecule: messenger RNA, 1652 nt
Organism: Microstroma glucosiphilum
Lineage: Eukaryota; Fungi; Basidiomycota; Exobasidiomycetes; Microstromatales; Microstromataceae
Product: nucleotide sugar dehydrogenase
Exons: 2
Coding region: 38-1495 (485 amino acids)
Biological process (GO): glycosaminoglycan biosynthetic process
Cellular component (GO): nucleus; cytosol
Molecular function (GO): NAD binding; UDP-glucose 6-dehydrogenase activity
Source: RefSeq, a predicted model, not a curated record